This is a messenger RNA of Cyphomyrmex costatus, 2427 nucleotides long. RefSeq lists its product as uncharacterized. The transcript is spliced from 2 exons. Lineage: Eukaryota; Metazoa; Arthropoda; Insecta; Hymenoptera; Formicidae. Gene Ontology annotation, biological process: proteolysis. Bases 1 to 2427 code for a protein of 808 amino acids. Gene Ontology annotation, molecular function: aspartic-type endopeptidase activity. The record is from RefSeq and is a predicted model, not a curated record.
AUGAGAGUAAGUCACGUUGAAGGUCAUAUCGAACAGCAGCUCGCUCUUUCUUCUUUAAUUGGUCAUGCUUAUGAAAGCUUGAUAAAGUGCGGCGUAGAGAAUGUCAACUCUCAGAGGGUUAACUUACGCCUUUCGGCUCUCAAGGAGAACUGGGAUAAAUUCCGCAUAAAUCAUGAAGCGAUUACGCUUUCGAUUAAGCAAUUGGAGGAGGAGGAUGAAACUUUUGAAACUCUUGGACGACCUGUCAAUUCGUGGGAUGAUGUCUUGAUUUUCACAGUCACCCAACGACUCGAUCCUGAAUCUGUCAAGGUCUGGGAACAAACUAUCGGUUCAUCGAAAGAGCUUCCUACUUGGAAUCAAUUUUUGGAAUUUCUGAUUACACGACUAGUUACCUUACAAAAUUAUGAAAAGUCCAGAACAGGUAAGCCCUUUCAAUCCAUUCAGAAUUCUCAAAGGCUUCAUUUCCAGGGAAAGGUCCAAGAUAGCGACUCUAAGGUGUGCCCUUUUUGUGAGGAAGCUCAUUGGCCAUAUAACUGUCCGCUCUAUAAGAACAAGCCAUUAUCUCAGCGGUUCGCACUCGUCAAAAGACAUCGUCUUUGUUACAAUUGUUUCGGACCACAUCGAGCCGUGCAAUGCCGGAUGUCGGUCCAUUGUAAAAAAUGUGCUGGGAAGCAUCACGUUUCCCUCCACCGUGGAAAUUUUGAAGGUUCGAAAGCUACGGCUAAAUCUUCCACUCCAUCUGAAACGAACAAACCAGAGAAUCUUCAUGCAGAGGGUUCUACCGCAUGUCAGGAGAAAAAGAAACCUUUUCAGGUAUUUCAUUCUCUCGAGUUAAAUAAGCUUAAUCAACACACUGUUUUAUUAGCCACUGCGCUCGUUUCUAUUCGGUCUUCUACCGGACACUGCUGUCAAGCUCGUGCUCUUAUCGAUCAAGGAUCAGAGAUAUCCUUAAUUACGGAACGUUUAGCACAACGAUUACACUUACCUCAAAUCAGAUCAAAUAUUUCCUUAAUCGGUGUUGGUGGGAAGAAAUGUAAUACUUCAAGGGGAAUAGUACAUUUUCAAUUAAAGCCACAUUUCGAAUCGUCAUUCGAAUGCACCGUACCCGCUCAUGUUUUACCACGAUUAACUACUUCAUUACCUUCCGCUUCUUCUAAGCAGGAAUCAUUGUUACAUUUGAAAGAUCUAAUGGUGGCGGAUCCUGAAUGGUUUCAAUCUCGUCAAAUUGAUCUCCUACUCGGGGCAGAAGUUUACUGUCAGAUUCUCCAAGAAGGCAUCAUUAAGGGUCCUAUCGGGUCUCCUAAGGCACAAUUGACCGAGUUAGGGUGGAUCAUUUCGGGUCCUACGUACCCCAGAGUGUCCACUAAUACUUCUUCCAGCUUUCAUAUAUCCAUUGACGAUAAUCUCUAUCGUCUAAUACAUAAGUUCUGGGAGAUAGACGAAGUCCCUUCAACUAACACCAUUCUUUUUGCUGACGAUCAAGCAUGUGAAGAUCAUUUUGUUUUGACUCACUCUCGUCAUAAGGAUGGGAGAUAUGUAGUUCGAUUACCCUUCAAAAGGUCAAUGACUCACCUCGGCAAUUCACGGCAAAGGGCCGUUCAAAUUAUGUUAAGACUUUCUCGUAAACUUUCUUUAGAUUCUAGUUAUUCAAAACUUUAUACGGAGUUUCUAACCGAGUACGAGGAGCUGAAUCACAUGAGGUUAAUUCCUCCACAUUUACCGGAACCUCAGCAUGUUUAUUAUCUACCGCAUCACGGUGUGAAAAGAGAGCAAAGCCUCACCACUAAAUUGCGUGUUGUAUUUAAUGGAUCCAGCCCUUCGUCCUCGGGGUUUUCAUUAAACGAUUUAUUGCAUACUGGAGCGAAGCUUCAAAUAGAUUUAUUCGACGUUCUUCUUUGGUUCCGUCAAUUUCGCUAUGUAUUCUCCUCUGAUAUGGAAAAAAUGUACCGUCAAAUAGAGGUUCAUCCCCACGAUUGGGACUUUCAGAGAAUUCUUUGGUGUGAUCAAUCACUCAAUUUAAGAGCCUAUCAACUCACUACUGUUACCUAUGGCCUAGCAUGCGCCCCCUUUCUCGCGUUACGUACCAUCCAGCAAUUGUUACUCGAUGAAGGUUCCAAGUAUCCUUUGGCGGCUUCGAGUCUGCAAAAAGGACGUUAUGUGGACGAUCUGUUUGGCGGAGCAGAUAGUAUAGAGCAAGCACAAGAAGUCGUCUCUCAAUUAACACAAUUGUGCAUGGCGGGCGGAUUUAAACUUAAGAAAUGGUCUUCUAACCAAUCCGAAAUACUUGCCUCAAUCCCCAAGGAAGAACAGAUCUCAUGUUUAACCGUAGGUUUCGACAAUGAAGCAAUUAUUCAGACUCUUGGGUUGCAAUGGCUACCAUCUAGCGAUCUGUUUCAAUUCACUUUUAAUUAUGACAUUAACCCUUAA